Molecule: messenger RNA, 3107 nt
Organism: Fukomys damarensis (Damara mole-rat)
Lineage: Eukaryota; Metazoa; Chordata; Mammalia; Rodentia; Bathyergidae
Gene: Etfrf1
Product: electron transfer flavoprotein regulatory factor 1
Exons: 5
Coding region: 367-633 (88 amino acids)
Biological process (GO): respiratory electron transport chain
Cellular component (GO): mitochondrion
Source: RefSeq, a predicted model, not a curated record
CGGUCGGUAUCCUGUCCCGCCCAGCUCCGGGGUUGGCGGCGGAGAGGUCGAAGCGAUCCCGGGCUUGCCUGGCUGCGGCUUGCGGGCAAAGGCUUGAGUGUUGUUUUCCGGAUCCUGAGGUCUGGAGGCGGUGAAGGCAGCCCCCAACAGUAAUUGGAAGUGUUUUGAAGCCAUUCCUGGCCAAAGCAUUCCUUACAGAUGAAGACUGGCAUUUCCUCAGACUGGUAGCUCUGGGAGACUGACCAGCCCAAGAGGAACAAUCCAGGAUACUGACAUCAGAGGCUCCGCUGGAAAAGGCCCACUCAGAACACCUGUCAGUGAUGAACGUUAUCCACAAAAGUGGAUUGAUUUCUAUGUUAACUGAAAAUGGCCAAUUCUUUAAGAGGAGAAGUACUGAACCUUUACAAAAAUCUGCUGUAUCUUGGACGGGACUACCCAAAAGGAGCAGACUAUUUUAAAAGGCGUUUGAAGAAUGUUUUCCUUAAAAACAAAGAUGUGAAGGACCCAGAGAAGAUCAAAGAACUUAUUGAACGAGGCGAAUUUGUAAUGAAAGAGCUAGAAGCCUUAUACUUCCUUAGGAAAUACAGAGCUAUGAAACAACGCUAUUAUUCAGAUAUCAACAAAACUAACUGAUCAUUAUUAUUGUAGACUGGCUGAAAAAUCAGUACCAGCUCUUUACAUAUAUAUGAAAUAUUGUGAAAUAAACCUAAAAAUGGCAACACAUAUGUAAAAAAAUCUGAGCUGUCUUACUGAACUAAAGUAACUUUGUCUUUACUGAUAUCAAGAGCUUUGUCCACAACAGUGUUAAACUUUUAUUAUGAAAAUAACUAUACUAUCAGUUGUAAAUGAGUACUCAAUAUAAUACACUUAAUUCUCCAUUUUAUUAAGAAUACCAUUUAAAACAAUUUCUUACACAUUUAUUGAUAUACCUACAGCACAUAUUUAAGGUCUAUUACAAAAUUAACAGACUUCAGUAAUGAUUUAAAUGCAAUUCUAGAAAUAACAUGAAGAUUAUGUCAGUCCUUAAAAUGGCCUGCCAAGGACUAUGACUGGCAUUAUAUAACUUCAGUUAUUUCCAUUAAUUUUUGCUGCUGGCUCCUUCUGGGUCUUAGAACAGUAGUUCUGUAUCAGUUUUUUUUUUCAUAAGUAAUAAAUCAUGUUAACUUUAUUUUGUCAUAAAAGCAACUUGUUUUGCAUCUACUUCUAUGGGUUAACGUGGCAAUGGACUGAAUCCAAACAUGAUUUUAUGUUUAAGUAAACACAAACCUUUUUAUAAUAUUCAUAGUAACUUCUAAAAAUAAAUAUUUUUAACUUAGGAGCUACUACAAGGUUCACUGGUAUACUUACGUUAGUUUUUUGUGGAUUACAAAGUAUUCCAUGUCAGUUGUGGGGCAAAUGUUUUAAAUUUCCAUCUAGAAAUACACAUUAUCGGGGCCAAGGAUGUAGCUUGGUGGUGAGCCACUUGCCUAAUAUGUUUAAGGCAUUAGGUUCAUCCUCCAACACCUUAAGGGAAAAAAAGAUUUAAAAAAACCAAAAAACAAAUACACACUAUCAUGGUCACUAUAACUAUUUUUUAUUACAUUACGAUAGGAGUGGUACAGUUCAUGACAAAAAUAUUACAAAUUUCAUAUCACUUCACAGCACAUACUCCUAUAAACAUUUCAAAGUUAAUUUUAAUUAAAAGAGUGGUCAUUUUAAAAUUUAAUGUUCGAUAUGACCAACAUUCCUAGGUCAGCGCAACCAAAUGAUGGAAAAACAACUGGAUCACACUGCAUAUGUCCCACAAAAAAAGCACAAUGUACAAAAUGUGCAUGUUUCAGUUUACACUAUACAAAAAUAGUUAAAAUACAUUCCAGGUAAACAUGUUACAUUAAGAAAUAGUACUAGUAAGAAAUUGGCACUCAAAGGAAAAAUGCAAAAGUAUUUUCAACAUGAAAACACAAGACAGUGGAACUGGAAACUUUCUGAUAAAAUAUUAACGGAACCCAUUUAGCUCUAAUGGGGUAUGGACCCUCUGAAAUUGAUGUAUUUUGCAGAUAAACUUUCUUCCCCCUAAAUUCCUCUAAAAUGCCUAUCAUCAUCCAAGUAGGCACUUCAGACUAUUGAACUAAAACACAAAUCUCAAUCUAGUUAUGACUAUCCUUCCAGAACAAAGUAUAUCUUUAGAAAUUUUCAUUUGGACAAGAUUUUACAACUGUCAGUUAUCUGCUAUUCAGUUUCUUAAUGCAGAAUUCACACUACCCAAUAUUAACAGAGGUUACUAAAUAUAAACUCAUUUUUUUUGAUGGAUUUUUAAAAGAAAUUACUUUAGAUGGAAAUGAUUUCACGUAAUUUUUACUGUCUACCCCCAAAACAUCCCUAAAUGUGUGUAACAUUGUUUGGGAAAAAUGGUUAGAUGAAAAUCACUAGAAUACAAACAGAGAUGAGUUUGUGCAAACUAACUUAACAUGCCUCACAAUGGUGUGUGUGUGUGUGUGGACAAAAUUGUGCAAUGGUGGCAGAAGGAUAACCUGUAAAAGUUAGAUUCUAAGUUCUUAUGCAGUGUGACUCAGUUAAUAGAGCCUAGAAUUCUUAACUGAGAAUAUUCAAAUUAUGCUAUCGAUGUCUGCUAUAUUCUUCCCACAAACAUGUUAAUGCCUAAUACUAUGUAACUUAGCACUGUUUUAAACUUCAACAAGGAUUUUAAUCUUUAAGGCUGUAGUAAUUAGAUAACAUUUAUUUCUAGGAUUUGCUCCCCUUUAAAAAUCUCUACAAAAACCUUUUGUUAAACCAUUCAAAAUUCACAUAAUAAAGGAUAAUUACUGCUACUUUAAAAAAAUUUGCCUAGCUACAUAAAAAAUUCAAGAGUCCUAAAUAUCCCAUUAUGCACUGCAGUUCCUGAAAUAUGCUCAUUUCUUUCACUGUGUAGAAACUAGAGGAGGUACUGCACAAGUCUUAUAACCCUAUCUAGACAAUGUUCCAUAAAUCUGUAGUUUAGUAAAGCAUUACACAUGUCAUACUUGGUUUUUACAGAGGUUUCCUUUUCUAUGAACUAGCUCAGGCACCUGUUUAUUUGUACCCAAAUAAAACUAUAAUAUUUAAUUUUUAAAAGUCUGCUUUAAUUACUU